Molecule: messenger RNA, 2368 nt
Organism: Anastrepha ludens (Mexican fruit fly)
Lineage: Eukaryota; Metazoa; Arthropoda; Insecta; Diptera; Tephritidae
Product: 27 kDa hemolymph protein
Exons: 1
Coding region: 604-1545 (313 amino acids)
Source: RefSeq, a predicted model, not a curated record
AUGCAACCAUACAUUUCUUCUUUUGUGUUGCAUCGCAUUUUCUUAAAUCGGGAGAUACAUAUAUCAACAGGAAGACUCGAAAUAUAUUUAUAAUCCGUGUUGGUGGAAGACAAGUUAUCAUCUUUGGCUAACUUACAUUAAUUAAAUUUGUGUAGAACCACUUGAAGACCAUCGCAAGAGAAUUGCAUUCGCGUGCUUUACUGGAACUGCAAUCUCAAACCUCAAUUAAUAAAGGCCAAGGCGAGAGUCAUCGGACAACGACGACAACAACGAGAGUACCUUUGAGCAUUUGUUUAGCUCUUUUAUUUCGUUUGGAACGGAAGCGGUCCCCACUCUUUCGCUUAUGUACGGCUGCUGUUGUAAUCGCGCAAAAAGGUAGUGAAUCAGCUUUUUCAUCGCAGUGGAGCACUUCAGUCUUUGUGUGUCCGCGAAAUGCAAUAGUUGAUUAGUUCAGUUUUAAUAUUUUUCAAAUUCAACGCAAGCCGAAAUACAUUUCUGUGGCCCGUUUGCUGACCUGCAAAAGAAAAGUGUUCGGUAGAAACAGUUCAAAUAAGUUGAAAAAAAAACCUUGUGCCUUAGCAUUUUUUGCGAAAGUAGAGCAAAAUGAAUCGACCACUUAUAGUUACAGCUUUGCUGUCAAUUGUUGUCUUGAUAGUUGCCGUCGACACUGCAAAAGGUAGUCCUUCUUCUGCCGACAUCGACUUAAGCCAAAUAAAUGUUAAUGACCUGCAACAAAAACUACCACCAGAGUUGGCCAACACUAAUCUGACGCUGGACGAUGCAAAGACUCUUGUUCGCGACAAAUGUGUUUCAGUAGCAGGCAAGGAAAAAGGCGAGGCGGCUUAUAAUGAAAUAGAAAACGCUGUUUCAACACUGUCAGAUUGCGCUACAAAUAUAUUGAAUUUUACUGCCAUUCAAGCGGAAAUUGAUGAGGCAAGCCCUAAGGGCGAACUUGAUGUCGUAUUCAACAAAUAUUGUAACAAACAACCUGAAGCUCUUAACUGUAUUGAAACAUUCAACAGCAAGUUAGCAGCAUGCUUGGAUAAGGAUGAAAAAGAGCAUCAGGAAGUGUUCAUGCGCAUCGUGCGUAGUCUUCUAAGUUUCGUAUGCCAUAAAGGAGGCGACCAAAUAGCCCUCUUUAUUGCAGAGAAAGGGCCAGAAUGUCUGGACUCGAAAAAGGACGACAUACAAAACUGCAUAAAUAGCACAUUUUCAGGGUACGUCCCACAGAAUGGACUCAGUGACAUCAAACAACUGCCCAAAUUUGUGAUGGGUACCAAACAAUGUGAAGAAAUGGAGGAUCUAGAAAAGUGUAUUGUACAGAAAUUGGAGAAAUGCAGUGAAAUCACUCCUGCUAACAUUGUUGAAUCAAUGUUCCGCUUCAUUAAAAAUGAAACGAUAUGCCACAAUACUCCCCGUGUAGCGAAACAAUCAUCAAUGACUAGUGGUGUUUGUGGCGGUGUGAUGUUCCAACAGCUUGGUAUCGUAUCAUGGCUUUUUGCUGCCAGUUUAUUCUAUCAACUCGUAAAACGUAUACAGGCGUAGGCAUAUCAUAUCAGCGGAUUCAACUAAAUUGUAAUGCGGUGUACAAAAACAACCCUUUAAUACGUGAUUGCACUAUAUACUCCCCUUCUACAUAUACGUAGCUUUUAAUUUUUGUUUUUUAAACGAACUCGUAAUUGCACAUCUAAUGCGGAUGUAUUUAGUGUACUAAGUGAAAAGAUUGUAAACAGGGUAUUUUGAAAAUUGACUGGCUAAGAAACUUUACGCAUUCACACACUUUCUCGGUGUUAAAUAUUAUAUUAUAAUUCGCGCUCUACAAUUACCCUGUACUAUGUAUACUGUAUAUUAUUUAUGCCCUUAUUACUUUUUUAAGAUAAACAUUUUAAAUAUACUUACAUAAUAUCAAUUUAUAUAAGUCAUUUUUAUUUCUAUUUGCAAAUAUUGCCCACAAAAUCUCAUCGCUAAUAAGUAAAAUAAUAAAAUUUGAGUGUAGAGGUUAAUGGUUUUUAUACAAAACGCCUCUUUAUAUUAUUUGUCGAAAUUGGUUAUAAAAAACAAAAUUAAAAUGUUUCGAUCCCUAAGACACCACAAUAGAACUAUGCAAGAUCGAAUAACCUACAUAUAUAUUGUAUUGAACCGAGAUAGCUGCGAUAACACACUGAAUCUAAACGAUUAAAUAUAAUGUAUACAAAAUACAAUAAUAAUAUAUACAUAUGUACAUAUUUGAUGUGCAAAAAUUAUUAAGUGUGUAUUUAUAAUUAAGUAGAUGGUUUGUACUUUUGUUAGUAACUAAGUGUAAAGUGUAACUAAUUAGUAUUUCUGUAAUUGAAGUCGAUUUAUUUGAAUAAAGCGGUAUAUACUAUUA